AUGGCUGGUGCACCGGUGAAAUUUUUAUCUGUGGUUGGAUUCAGUCUUAUCUGUCUUAAAAUGGUCGCUUCAACAAAAACAGCUCCCAAAAUACCCACUAUUGAUCAGGCUUAUUCAAAAAUCAGCAACAGUAUCACUGUGGAAUGGGCUACAGUGCCAGGGGCCACCAGUUACCUCCUCACGGCCGAAGACGGGAACACUGUCAUUGAGACCACGGUGGCCAGUUCCCCAGGCACUGUGACUGGCCUGAAAGCUGCAACCUUGUACCAGAUCACCGUCAGAUCCAUCAGUCCUGCGGGGAGAAGCCAGGCAUCACCUCCAAAACAGGCAAAGACAGUACUGGCGGCACCUAUUCUACAAGUAAGCUCUCCAAGUUCAGACUCUAUUCUUGUGCAGUGGGAAGCUGUAUAUAUGGCCAUUGGAUUCUCUGUGUCCAUUAUGCAAGCUAAUGGUUUGGGUAGAAUAUGGAAAGAAAAUACCACCAACACCUCCUUGACAUUCACCAGUUUAGACUCCGGGACUCUCUACACCAUAAAGGCCUAUGCAUGGAAUGCCAAUGGAACCCCUGGGGAUGACUCCACCUGCAAUCAGAGAACAAGUCCAGGUACUCCUGAAAACAUUCAAGUCUCUUUUGAUAGUGGUGCUCUGAAGGCGUCUGUUUCGUGGGCACCGACAGAAGGAGCCUUCAACUAUACCGUGAUGGCUUUGAGUGACUCUUCCAGGCUGGGCUGCAGUACAACUUUCAGUUCCUGCACCAUCUACUCUCUCCAGUGUGGAACCAAGUACCUGAUUUCAGUUUCAGCAAGUAAUGAUGCCGGAUCUAGCAGGUCGACUUCAGCAGUGACUUUGAAAACUGUUGCUUGUGCACCUGGAAGAGUGGCGAUCCAAGAAGAUCCUCCUGGACACCUGUCUGUAGCUUGGUCUAAUGUGGAUCUGGGUGAUUACUACGUGGCCUUCGUGAAGAGUGAUGAUGGCUUGGAAGUACAUUGCAACACUUCCCUCACCCAGUGCAAUUUCUUAUCUGAGUGUGGCUUCACUUACUUUAUUAGUGUUUUUGCCUAUAACAAGGCAGGGCAGAGUCCUUUGGGUGAUGUGUUUAAUUAUACCACAGCUCCCUGUUGUCCUAGUGACAUUAACCCUGUGCUGGUGUCCAGUGACAGAGUAGAGAUUGUCUGGUCUCCCGUCCGAGGUGCUGAACUUUAUGAAACAAAGGCUGUGGAUGGGUUCAAUGUGGUUGAGUGUAACGACACGGCUCCGGCUUGCACGCUUUCUGCUCUGGAGUGUGACACCAAGUACAACAUCACGGUGUAUUCCUUCAGCGAAGUCCGGGGCAGCAAUACGUCAUGUACUUCCCAAUUCAUAACCACAGCUCCUUGCAGUCCUGAAAUCAAAAACAUUUCAAAGGAUGACUUUUCCAUGAUUAACGUGCGCUGGCGAUCCACUAAUGAUGAAGCUACUUACACGGUGACUGCCCAGGGGGAGAAAGGGCGGCACCAGUGCAGCAGCACCGGAGAGUCCUGCACCCUGGGGGGCUUGCCCUGCGGCUCAGUGUUCUCUGUCACUGCUGUGGCCGAAACACCCGCAGGACGGAGCCUGCCCAGCUACAGUGUGCCUCUAGAGACAGCACCGUGCUGCUCAGCCAGUCUGAUGGUAACUCAGGUCACUCAGUCAGUAAUCAACGUGAGCUGGACGGUUGGGACUGGGGCCCUAACCUAUGUGACGGUUCUGCAGUCACACACGGGACAGUCAAAGUGUCACACCCAUCGAAACCACUGCCUCCUGGGAUGCAUCACAUGCGGCAUCAAUUACUCAGUGGCAGUAAAAGCAGUUAGUGCCACUGGGUUGACUGCGGACUGCGCCUACCAAAGUUACUCCUCUAGUGCCUGCUGCCCUUUAGGGGUGAAAUUAUAUAGGCUGGGCCCUAAUGGCAUCCGGAUCCACUGGCAGGCCUCCAGGGGCUCUGCCAAUUACAGCACCGACCUCUAUGGUUCCAAAGGCAUUUUCACAUGUGCCCCAAGCGCUGGCCUCAGUUUCUGUGAUGUUACCGAGAUACCCUGCGGGGAUGUGUAUACCGUGAUGGUCUCACCAGUUGCUGAGACAGGACUGAAGCUUACUUUCUGUCCAAAAAAAAUAUAUUCAGUAACCUGCUCUGGAAGUACACUUGGAAUGGUGAUUUACAGAGGGAAGAGAAAUGUGGAAUGA
Messenger RNA from Budorcas taxicolor (takin), 2202 nucleotides. RefSeq names its product fibronectin type III domain containing 7 (gene FNDC7). Gene Ontology annotation, molecular function: protein binding. Bases 1 to 2202 code for a protein of 733 amino acids. NCBI's taxonomy places the organism in Eukaryota, Metazoa, Chordata, Mammalia, Artiodactyla, Bovidae. The record is from RefSeq and is a predicted model, not a curated record. The transcript is spliced from 12 exons.